AUGCUGCUCAUCGUUUCCUCCCUUGUGACCGUGACCGCAAGUAGCAGACAAUCGAAGGCGCCAUUGCUUCAUGCGUCGAAUUUAUCGCUUGUGAGAAGGAGGCGCACUUUCGAGCAACUUGCAUGCUUCGAGUGCACGGACGAGCGCAACAACUACAUGCAGAGCAACGACUUGGUCUGUGGCCAGUAUCCCUAUGCAUACGAGAAGCUCUGCAAGCACAAUGAAAACUGGGCGAAGCAGAAGUUCUGCCAGCGCUCGUGCUAUGCGAACGGAGCGGGCUACGACGGCGACGUGUGCUGCGCCGCGCCGCCUCCACCCACGCCGUUGCCUUCCUGCAAGGACGUGACCGACAAGCAGAGUUGCAAAGCCACUAGCGGAUGCAAGUGGAGCAGCACGAAGGAGAAGUGCAAGGCUGCAGCGCCGCCUCCACCCAUGCCGUUGCCGCCUCCCACGGCCUGCACAGAGUGCACGGAUGAGCGGAACAACUACAUGCAGAGCAACGACUUGGUCUGUGGCCAGUAUCCCUAUGCAUACGAGAAGCUCUGCAAGCACAACGAAAACUGGGCGAAGCAGAAGUUCUGCCAGCGCUCGUGCUAUGCGAACGGAGCGGGCUACGACGGCGACGUUUGCUGCGCCGCGCCGCCUCCCACGGCCUGCACAGAGUGCACGGACGAGCGGAACAACUACAUGCAGAGCAACGACUUGGUCUGUGGCCAGUAUCCCUAUGCAUACGAGAAGCUCUGCAAGCACAACGAAAACUGGGCGAAGCAGAAGUUCUGCCAGCGCUCGUGCUAUGCGAACGGAGCGGGCUACGACGGCGACGUUUGCUGCGCCGCGCCGCCUCCCACGGCCUGCACAGAGUGCACGGAUGAGCGGAACAACUACAUGCAGAGCAACGACUUGGUCUGUGGCCAGUAUCCCUAUGCAUACGAGAAGCUCUGCAAGCACAACGAAAACUGGGCGAAGCAGAAGUUCUGCCAGCGCUCGUGCUAUGCGAACGGAGCGGGCUACGACGGCGACGUGUGCUGCGCCGCGCCGCCUCCCACGCCCUGCACAGAGUGCACGGACGAGCGGAACAACUACAUGCAGAGCAACGACUUGGUCUGUGGCCAGUAUCCCUAUGCAUACGAGAAGCUCUGCAAGCACAACGAAAACUGGGCGAAGCAGAAGUUCUGCCAGCGCUCGUGCUAUGCGAACAGAGCGGGCUACGACGGCGACAUGUGCUGCUCGCGCUCAUUCAAGGCGCGCGAUGAACUUUGA
Molecule: messenger RNA, 1260 nt
Organism: Emiliania huxleyi CCMP1516
Lineage: Eukaryota; Haptophyta; Isochrysidales; Noelaerhabdaceae
Exons: 2
Coding region: 1-1260 (419 amino acids)
Source: RefSeq, a predicted model, not a curated record